CCGGGCCGAGCACCGCCGCAGCUGGCCGCAGCUUGCCUUCCGUGUGCAGUGAGGGAGAAGGGCAGGUGCUGCCGGGGGCGAGGGUCCCGAGCUCCAAUCCCUUUCUCAGGGUGACCGGGCUGCCCGCUGUCCCUGCUGCCCCAGUGGGGCUCGGCCUGACCCGCCACCUGUGUCCCGGUUGCGCCAUGGAUCCUUCGGAGAAGAAGAUAUCGGUGUGGAUCUGCCAGGAAGAGAAACUGGUGUCUGGCCUCUCCCGCCGAACCACUUGCUCAGACGUAGUGCGGGUGCUCUUGGAGGACGGCUGCCGGCGGCGACGGCGGCAGCGGCGGGGCCGGCGGCGGGGGGCGGCCGGCGACCCGCCAGGCCCGGAGGAGCUGCCGGAAGCCCUGGACGAGGACGACGAGGAUGACGAUGAGGCGCUGCCGCAGGGCUUGCUGUGCGGGCCCCCGCAAUGCUACUGCAUCGUGGAGAAGUGGCGGGGCUUUGAGCGCAUCCUGCCCAACAAGACGCGCAUUUUGCGCCUCUGGGCCGCCUGGGGCGACGAGCAAGAGAAUGUACGCUUUGUGCUGGUGCGUAGCGAGGCGUCACUGCCCAACGCGGGUCCCCGCAGUGCCGAGGCACGCGUUGUGCUCAGUCGCGAGCGCCCCUGCUCGGCCCGGGGGGUCCCGGCGCGGCCCAGCCUGGUUAUGACCCAGGAGAAACAGCGGCGGGUGGUGCGCAAGGCCUUCCGAAAGCUGGCCAAGCUUAACCGAAGGCGCCAGCAACAGCCGUCGUCGCCCUGUUCGUCCACUUCGUCGUCCACCACCUCGUCCUGCUCGUCGUCGCCGAGGGCUACCGAGAGCGCGUCGGUGGAGCGCAUGGAGACGCUGGUGCAUUUGGUACUUUCCCAGGACCACACCAUCCGUCAGCAGGUGCAGCGGCUCCGGGAGCUGGACCGCGAGAUUGAUCGCUACGAGGCCAAGGUGCACCUGGACCGCAUGCGGCGGCAUGGAGUCAACUACGUGCAGGACACUUACUUGGUGGGUGCAGGCAUCGAGCUCGACGGGCCCGGCCCGGGAGAGGAGCCAGAGCCGGCGGAGACCGCGGAGGCGGCGGCGGCGGUAACGGCAACGGCAACGCCGCCCCUGGACGGCGAGACUCAGGCUGUCGCUCUCGAGGAGCUGACCCGGCGCUGCGACGACCUGCUGCGGCUUCAGGAGCAGAGGGCCAGGCAGGAGGAGUUGCUCGAGCGCCUCUCAGCCGAAAUCCAGGAGGAGCUGAACCAGAGGUGGAUGCGGAGGCGCCAGGAGGAGCUCGCGGCGCAGGAAGAGCCUCCCGAGCCGGAUGGCGGCCUGGACGGUGAGCUGCUGCUGGAGCAGGAGCGGGUCAGGACGCAGCUCAGCACCAGCCUCUACAUCGGGCUCCGACUCAACACGGACCUGGAGGCCGUCAAGUCGGACUUGGAUUACAGCCAGCAACAGUGGGACAGCAAGGAGCGCGAGCUACAGGGCCUUCUCCAGACUUUGCACACGCUGGAGCUGACAGUAGCGCCGGAUGGGACUCCGGUCUCAGGCGGACCCUCGCGGGAACCCCGGCCUCAGGCCACUGCGGAAAUCUGGGUGGACCAGGCCCGCGGACUGGCCAAGAGCUGUCCUGGGAACGACGAGGACUCGGAUACCGGGCUGAGCUCUAUGCACAGCCAAGACUCGGACUCGGUGCCCGUGUGCGAAUCCCUUGUGUAGGAGCAGCAGGGUGGGAGAGGAUGCUUCUCCCUUCCUUGUGGAAAGCACCGGCUUUGCCGGCUCAGGGACUUGAAACCAGGCGACGGGGGUGGGGGUAGGGGUGUUCCUGCCGCUCCUGCCGGGCAGCAGCCCUCUGACUGGGCCUGGGAGGGCUGGGGACGCCUUCCCCGCAGCGGUGCUCCUCUGGCCGCGGAGUGAAUGUGGAGGAGGGUGCGGGACCAGGAAGCCCGGUCUCUUAUUACAAGCUCUUUUAGGGGGAGAAAGGAGGGAGGAGGUAAGAACCCCCUAUACUGGAAAAUAAACGCUCCAGGAAAUUGACGUGGUCCAAGCCCAUUUUCAAAAACAGAAAAAAAGUAUUAUGGAAAUUUCACCAAUCUUCUGUAUGGGAAAGACUGAUGGCAGCUAGAACUUUAGUUUGUGCAGAAAGUGCUUUUUAAAGAAACACUUGGAUGAAAAGGAAAUUCCUUGAAUGUUGAUUGUGACUGUGAACGUGUUAAAACUAGCCAAAGAGGACGCACUGGUGUUGGUCUCAGCCUUACUUACAUCUUUGAUAAAACCCAUAGGCACCAAAAUCCUGGCUGUUUACAUUUCUACAGAUUCGGGAAUUACCCAUCUGCUAAACUCUUUGCCUUUUAUUUUCAUUCAAAGACUAACUCCGUAUUUCCUCCUAGAAAAUACAGUGUAUGUUAAAAUAGAGUCCUUUUCCUAAAAUCAUCUUUUAUUUUUACAAAAGCCAAACCUAACCCUUUGAGAUAGAAUUGUGGUAGACAUAACCCCUGGUUAAAAUUUAAUCUAGACCCUUUGCGAUUUGCUCCUGCAAAGGUAUGUGUGUUGUCCUUUUAUUCUUACUGCCAUUUCAUCCCUUCAGUCACUGUUACUUCAGAAAAAAAAUAAAAGGGAAAUUGCAGAAUUCAAGUACAACUACAGUGGCUGUUUAAUGAGCACUUGGUUGAAACUAAGCCUUCAAAGCAAGUAUCUUUGUUAGUGUUCAGCUUUUUAACUAAAUAAACUACAUGAUUAAAACCAACAGUGACCUCAACAGAUUUUACCAAACAAACCCAAGUCUAACUUCAGUACCUUUAGUCAGAGAUUAAUUAGUUACUUGUCCAAACUUAAACUGAGAGAUAGUGUAAAUAUCAAGGUUUACUAGAUAAGAGCUGAAAAGAAAACAUGAAAUAAAACAAUCUAAUUGUACACCUUGGGUGAAGAAUUUGGUUAACAACGGCACGUAGCCAUAGAUAAAAGCAUAUAAAAUUGA
This is a messenger RNA of Camelus dromedarius (Arabian camel), 2979 nucleotides long. It is a transcript of the gene RASSF10, whose product is annotated as Ras association domain family member 10. The coding region runs from base 186 to 1721 and encodes 511 amino acids. The record is from RefSeq and is a predicted model, not a curated record. NCBI's taxonomy places the organism in Eukaryota, Metazoa, Chordata, Mammalia, Artiodactyla, Camelidae. Gene Ontology annotation, biological process: signal transduction. The transcript has a single exon.